This is a messenger RNA of Aegilops tauschii subsp. strangulata, 558 nucleotides long. The record is from RefSeq and is a predicted model, not a curated record. Lineage: Eukaryota; Viridiplantae; Streptophyta; Magnoliopsida; Poales; Poaceae.
AUGCCUCGCAACGUGACCCUCCAGUACAUCCCCCAUGACUCGACCCGGCGCGAUAGAUUCAAGAAGCGCCUCAAGGGCCUGAUGAAGAAGGCGGAUGAACUAGCCAUCCUGUGCGAUGCCAAGACCUGCGUACUAGUGUACGAAGAGGGCAAGGCGGCGCCGGAGGUGUUCCCUUCCCACGCCGAGGCAAUGGGUAUCCUGAAUCAAUUCAAAAGCCUGCCAGAGCUGGGGCCGUGCAAGGAGGCGAUGAACCAGGAGAUCUUCAUCACCAAGCGCAUUGAGAAGCUCCGGGACCAGGUCGACAAGACGCGCCGCGAGUGCGAGGACAGCGAGAUCAGGUACCUCCUUCACAAAAUCAUGCAUGGCGACCCAUCGGUCCUCGUUGGCCUCGACAUCGAGAAGCUCACCAAAGUUGGCUACAAAGUGAACGUGUUUCUCAAGAGCAUCGCUGAACGCAUGGCAAAAAUCCAUUCCCAGGCGCCACCGCCAGCUCCAUGUGUCACCACCGGCAACAUAGACAUGGGGUCUCCCGUGUUGUAUCCGACACCACCUCAGUAG